AUGGCUUUAGAAUAAGAAAAAGAAAGAUGCUAAUAGGCGUUUUCCUGGAGCUAUAAUUUAUAUAUGGAUACAUGUGAAAAUAUUUUAAUUUCCAAAAGUUGUAAAAGUUUGAUUAGUAAUUAAUAUAGUGGAUUAUCAAAUAUGAUUAAUUGUGAUAAGUUUUAAGAAAUAUAAGAUUUAUUUGAACUUUUAAGUAGAAGAAAAUAAGAUAAUAUUGAUAUUAUUGCAGAUUAAUUAAAAUAAUAUAUAAUUUAAAUAGGAUAUUAAAUAAAUACAAACGAAUCAUUAAUAAAAGAUCCUAAAGAAUAUAUAAAAGAAAUAAUAAAAUUCUAUAAAAAAAUUGAUUUAAUAGUACAGAAUUAUUUAAAUAGAGAAUAGGAAAUAUAAUUAGCACGUUCAAGAGGAUUUUAAGAUUUUUUAAAUAAAUUUGAAAAAGCAAUUUUUUAUUUAGCAAAGCAUUGUGAUUUUGAAUUAAGAAUAGGAAUGAAAGGUAAUUCUGAAUAGGAAAUAGAAGAAAAAAUGUAGGAUAUAAUCAAUAUAUUAUUAUGUUUUUAUUCUAGAGAUGGCUUUAUUUUACAUUAUUCGAGAUUUUUAUCAAAUAGAUUAUUAACAGGAAGCUCUUUAUCAGAUGAAAAUGAAAAAAGAUUAAUAACUUAAAUAAAAAAAGAGAUUGGAAAGUCUACUACCAAUAAACUUACCGAAAUGUGUACUGAUAUUUAAAUAUCGCAAACUAUAAUGGCCGAAAUUAAAAAAAAAAUGAGAGAUUUAGACAGCUCUAAAUGUAAUGAAAUUGAUUGGAAAAUUACUGUUUUAGCAAAUGCACAUUGGUAAAUUUAACCAGAAACAGAAGUUUAGAUCCCCUAAGAAUUAAAAUGGAUAUGUGAAAACUAUAUUAAGAUAUAUCUAGAUAAACAUAAAGGGAGAAAUAUUAAAUGGGCCUUUUCAUAAGGGUCGGCUGAAAUAUAUGGGAAAUUCGAUAAAAAAUAUACUCUAGACUAAGAUAUUGAAAUUGGUGAAUAUGAAAAUUUAAAAAUUAAUAAUAUUUUUGCACAUAAAUUAUUUAAAAUAAAAAUGCAUCCUACAUAAGAAUUAAGAAAAACUCUUAAAUAAGAUAAAGGAAAUUCAUAAUCAUUGGAUGAUUAAAUUGAUAUAGAACUUAAAAAAAUAAGAGAUAAUCAAUUAGACGCAUGUAUUGUUCGUAUUAUGAAAUCAAGAAAACAUUUAAAGUUAAAUGAAUUAAAUUAAGAAGUUGUUAAAUUAAUGUCGCAUAUAUUUAAACCUUAACCUUAAUAAAUAAAAUAAAGAAUUGAAUCAUUAAUAGAAAGGGAAUAUUUAACAAGAAGUGACGAAGAUAGAUAUGUCGAAUGA
Messenger RNA from Ichthyophthirius multifiliis, 1368 nucleotides. RefSeq lists its product as hypothetical. Gene Ontology annotation, molecular function: ubiquitin protein ligase binding. The record is from RefSeq and is a predicted model, not a curated record. NCBI's taxonomy places the organism in Eukaryota, Ciliophora, Oligohymenophorea, Hymenostomatida. Gene Ontology annotation, biological process: ubiquitin-dependent protein catabolic process; protein ubiquitination. The transcript has 6 exons. Gene Ontology annotation, cellular component: cullin-RING ubiquitin ligase complex.